CAGCUAAAGUCAGUCGAUAGCAGACGGCCAAAGCGUUGAGACGUCGUCAGUUGCGCCGACGCGUUUAAAACGUAUAACGUGAAACAAAACAAAAAAGCAAAGCGAAGCAAAAGCAACAACAACAACAACAACAAUCAACAUCGAAGCUUAUACAUUUUACAACAACAAUCAAAGCAGAGCUUAAGCAAAAAGCUCGCAAAGUCGCUCUUUUUUUUUGUUUUGUUUAUUAUUAUUAUUUUUGUUUCUGUGCAAGUCAAGAUGCCCUGAACUAGUUACCUCUGAGAGGGAGACAAUCGAUAAAUCUCGGGCUGAACUGUAUUAUCUAAAUUGAUUGGACAAAAUGGCGCUACGUUUGCGUCGGGACGUCCAGAAGGCCUCAUACUAUGUUUGGUUCCUGGGCGCCGAGGAGGCGAAGGGAUUACGAGGCGCGCGCGUCAUUAACUCAGUGCUUCCAUAUCUCGUGGACAGAUCACGAGGCCAGGAGCCGCUCAAGGUGACGCUGCAGGUUUCGCACAAAGGCAUCAAAAUCGUGCAGGGCGCAUCGAAGCAUUUAAUACCACACAGUGCCAUAACCAGCUCCGUGCAAACCGAUGACAUUGUUGCCUGUGUCCUGCUCCUUUAUAAUCCGGCGACUAAAUGUCCUCUACAUGUGCACGCCUAUCGUUGCGACUCGGAGACAACGGCGGAGGCGUUGCAUCUACAAUUGCAAAUCCUUAUUAAUCGACCGGACAAUCAAAAGCGAUUCGAGGAGCUAGAAACCAGGUUGGGUAUUUUACCACCUCUACCCGCUGGUGGGGUACAAGGACACAGCAGCAACAGCAACAACAACAGCCACAGUGGCACAGACAAACGGCAUGAGGCGACGCACAAGUCGUCACACCAUCUGCCACCUCAGCAACACCACUCGAGUGGUGGCAGCUAUCCACAUCAUCAGCAGCAGCAGCAACAACAACAACAGCAGCGUCGCCAUGAGACAUCGCCGAAACGAUUUAGCAGCUCAUUGGGAAGCGAUACGGGCAACAGUACAAGGGAAUCGGAGUGCAGUGAGGAGCAUGUGGGCAUGGGAGGAUUGGGUGGAUCACCCGUGUCAAGAUCACCGCCGCAUGGCAACAACAACAACAGCAGCAGCAAACAUCAUCCACACCUUCAAUCACAACAUUCACAGCAUUCACAGCACUCACAGCAUUCACAUCAUCCACAUGGUCAUCCCCCGCUGACACCGCAACAGAACAGCGACCUCUUUGACUCUCUGGCUGCGGAGCUGAGAGCCAAGUUAAAUGGGAAUGGUCCCCCGCUGCUUUUGCCGCCACGUGACUAUGAUACAGUGCAUCGCUCCAAGGGAAAUCUCACAGCCAUUGAGCUGCGUCGCUGUCGCAAUGCGUUGAUUGUGGGCGGUGCUGGCACUCCCAAAAGCGCCGCCGCUGUCGCCAGUGCGCCAACAUCAGCAGCAGCAGCCGCUGCUGCAGCUCCGCCACCGACCAAUGCCAAUGGCAAACAGGUGUCCUCGCGGGGAUCCUCGGGCAUUGGCUCCGAUCUGGCGCCCAGUCCGGAGCGACAGGAGCUAAACAGCUCUAGUGAUGACGAACACUGGUCCAAUGAGGCGGACAAUUCGGUGAUCGCCUUGAAACCGUCACAAAUUGCGCUGCCGCCGCAUGCGCAGCUGAAGAGGAAGAGUGCAAUGCAACCGCCGGAGGACAGUUAUCUACGGGAUUUGCCAGCCAAGCCGUAUGUGCCGCGCCAGAGCGACCGUGAUAGGGAGCGGGAGAGGGAGCGGGAGCGCGAGAGGGAAAGAGAAAGAGAAAGAGAAAGGGAAAGGGAACGCACCAAGACGCCGGCAUCGUCGAGCAAAUCCUGGUCACGGGAGGAUGAGAUCAAACCGAUCAUAAUGCGACCAGCGGACUAUGAUGCCAAAUUCAAUAGGGUUAUGCAACAGGAGCCGCAAUCGCUAAAGCACGAGGGAGCUGCCAAAUUGCGGGAUACGGAUAAAUACAACGAGAUCAAUCGAUUGCUCAACAAGAAGCUCUCCGGUCACGAUAGAGAACGGGAGCGGGAACGCGAAAGGGACAGAGAGAGGGAGCGUGUGAAGCAACGUUCGUUGCACGAUGAUGAACUCGACGAUUUCGAUGAUUCCGAUCCGUGUAGUGAGCCACAACAGCAACCGCACUCCAUUGGUGGCUAUCGCAAGGAGAAUCUAACCGAUAAGCAGAAGUUCAUGGAAUAUGCAUCCAAGAAGCAGCAACAACAGCAGCAACAACAACUGAAGUCAUAUGCGGCAGAGGAGGCGCAACGUUAUGGAGGAAGUCGUCAUCGUUAUGUGGAUCCGGCCGAGUUGCCCUUCGAGCCACAGUUGCCGGUGGGUCAGCACAAUAAAUAUGCGGCAGUGCAUCGUGGUGCAGCGGAGCAGACGCGCAGUGGCAGUGGCAACAACAACGAGAGACGCGAGCGGCAUGACAGAGAAAGGGAGCGGGAGAGGGAAAGAGAGAGGGAACGUGAGCGGGAACGCGAUCAUUCUAGGGAUCGCAAUCCAUAUCGCGAGGCGGAGAGCCUGCCAUACAUACAAAGCAUGGAGAAGAUGAUGAAAUCCACGGGCAUACGCUACGGCGAGGAGCCGCCACGCAAGCCCAGCAGUCGCGAUGGAGGCGUGGUCGGAGGCGGAGUCGCAGUCGGAGUCGGAGGACCAACAAUUGUCAGUCGUCGCGAAUAUGCGAGUGCGACGGCAGCUGGCAGUCAAGUGUCGCCACGUGAGCGUUUCCACGAUGCCAAGGACAAGUUCCGGGCCAUGGAACGCAACGGCAACGGCGGCAGUCGCUAUGAGCUGGAUGAACGUGACAGCGGUGGCGUCAAUGGUGUUGCUGCAACAGUUGCACCAACCACAAUCAACGAUUACCGCUCAUCGUCACGCCGACGUCGCGGCAGCGUCGAGCCGCCCAGCUAUGUGGAGCAUUGGAGCGAUGAGGAUGAGGAGGAGUCAAUGCAGCCGCCAGAGCGGAUCAUGAGUCGUUCCAGAGCACGUUCCCGUGAGCAUUGGGAGCAGGAGCAGAUGCAGCAGCAGCAACGGCAUGGUCAGGAUAGGGAGCGGGAGAGGGAACGUCGUGAGCGGGAUUAUCCCAUGCGGCGCAGUGAGGAUGCCCACGAGGCCUAUCGCCAUGAGCGGGAUAGGGAGCGGGAGCGGGAACGGGAACGUGUACAGUCACGUCAUCAGCUGCGUGCACAUUCCAGGGAAUAUCUGCAGACCGCGGAGCCCGUCAACGUGGCCAAGUCGAGCUCAUCUCGUGUGCCACAUCAUGCCGAGCGUUAUCCAUCGCCGGCGCCCACACCCAGCAGCAACAAUAGCGGUAAUACAGCAGCCGUUGCUAACACAGCAGCCGGUAAGCCGCUGUCCAGCAUGCCCAAGGGAUAUCGACACAGUUAUGCGGAGCCUGUAUUUGCCCGAUCUGGCGGACGUGUGGGACUUGCCGCCGUCAAUCCCUAUUAAACAGCAAUAUUAAUAAAAAUAUAUAUAAAAUAUAUACUCAAUUGAACUGUAAAUUACACACACACACACACUCUUACUUACUCACCAGCGAAAGAGAUUGAGAUAGAGAUAGAGAUAAUGUGAGCGAAAGAGAGAGAGAGAGAGAGAGUAACCCAAUCCAUGCGCCGAAAUGCCUGCAAGGUAUGCGCCUGUAAUUAUGUGCCUUCUAAAUAUGUUUUAUAUGCGUACAUACUAUAUACAUAUAUAUAUCUAUAUAACUACAUCUAUAUCUAUAGAUUAGCCUAUACAUAUACAUACACAUAUAUGCAUAUAUUCCAUGUAUAUCUUCGAUUUAAAUACAUAUUUGUAGCUAAAGACGAACGCGAACAAAUCGAAACACACAAUUUAAAGAUGCAUUUUUUUUUUUUUGAUCGUAUUUUUAAGUUGCGCGGUUUCUUGGUAUCUAAUUAUUAUACUUGAAUACCAUAUAUAUACACAAUAAAAAGAUAUAUACCUGUAUAUCUACUUUUUUUUUAUAUACAAAUCAACAAUAAUAUCUGAUUAAACUUACAUAUAUUAUAGCUCAUGUAUCUAUUGUUAUCAAUUUGAUAUUUGCAUUAAUAAAGCGCUAGUAAAAAAAAAAAUAAAAAACGGAAA
Drosophila innubila is the source of this 4111-nucleotide messenger RNA. RefSeq names its product fl(2)d-associated complex component. The coding region runs from base 341 to 3475 and encodes 1044 amino acids. Lineage: Eukaryota; Metazoa; Arthropoda; Insecta; Diptera; Drosophilidae. The transcript is spliced from 5 exons. The record is from RefSeq and is a predicted model, not a curated record.